Molecule: messenger RNA, 641 nt
Organism: Schistocerca cancellata (South American locust)
Lineage: Eukaryota; Metazoa; Arthropoda; Insecta; Orthoptera; Acrididae
Gene: l(2)37Cg
Product: probable DNA-directed RNA polymerases I and III subunit RPAC2
Exons: 4
Coding region: 148-507 (119 amino acids)
Biological process (GO): DNA-templated transcription
Cellular component (GO): RNA polymerase III complex; RNA polymerase I complex
Molecular function (GO): DNA binding; DNA-directed RNA polymerase activity; protein dimerization activity
Source: RefSeq, a predicted model, not a curated record
AUAAGUUUUUCUACUUCUUUACUUUCUUUUUAAUUCUGAAGGAACGUGUAAUGGUGAUACUAUUCAGCUGUGACGGAAAAUACUAACAAUAUAUAUAUUUUCAUUUUAGUUAGCGUGGUACGAAACGAGGUACAAGCCGAUAUUCAUAUGUUUUUUAAGCGGGUGAGACUCGAAAUAUCGGUGUUCGUCUGUUCGGACUUCGGAAACACCGAGUGGUUUUGUAAUGCAAAAAUGGAUAGAAUCGCAGAGCUUGCAGGAGAAGAUGAUACGGAAGAGAGAAACAGGACGUUUGUGUUUGCUGACGAGGGCCACACAUUCGGGAAUGCUUUAAGGAGCAUUAUAGUGAGAUACCCAGAGGUCCUGUUCUGUGGGUACACAAUACCUCAUCCAGCAGAAACAAAGAUGCAUUUCAGGAUUCAAACAAAUGGACCACGAGCUGCUGAUAUUCUGAAAAGGGGCAUUGAGGAUUUGGAAAAGGCAGAAAUGGAAGAGUUUAAAGCACCCUGAAACAAAUUCUUUUACGUUUUUCAGAAGUCAUUGUGUAAUGAGAUACUAUUUAUGGAACCAUAAUUGGUUACAUUUGUAAUGUUUUGUACUAUAAAUUUUAUAUUAUUUUGAAAUAAAAUAUGUUUGAUACUUUA